CCAGAAUGAAUUAUCAUCAUUAUUCGCAGAUCAGGAGAUAGUAGAUACACUAUAUUUUCUAUUUAGUGUACGCAAGACAUUCGUGUUAUAUUAAAUAAAAAACAUGCUGUUUUAUGUACGUAGUAUAUUCGGCAUUGCAAUAUUUGGAUUACUCUCGGCUGGAGAAUCUAAACUUCCUGUAAUAACCUGCAAACGAGAUUCAAUUGAUUAUUCUGCCUGCUUAAAACACGCUAUAGAAGAAGUAUGGCCACGAUUUGUGAAAGGACUUCCAGAAUUUGAAUUUUCAUCUUUGGAUCCAUUAUUUUACAAAUACGGCAAAGCUGUUAUUAAUUCAGACAUCGUACAUGCAGAAGUUAUUAUGUCAAAUGUUACUGCUAAUGGUUUAUCAAAGACUCAUUUUAGUGGAGUCAGAGCGCACUUUCUUGACGACGUUUUUCGAUUAGAAAUCGACACACAAGUACCGAAACUAUUUAUAAAAGGAGCAAUAAACAUGGCUGGUUCUAUAGGUGUAUUCAGAACUUUUGGUAAAGGUACGAUAAUAAACUAU
Wasmannia auropunctata (little fire ant) is the source of this 547-nucleotide messenger RNA. RefSeq lists its product as uncharacterized. The annotation marks the transcript as partial. The transcript has 3 exons. NCBI's taxonomy places the organism in Eukaryota, Metazoa, Arthropoda, Insecta, Hymenoptera, Formicidae. The record is from RefSeq and is a predicted model, not a curated record.